Penicillium chermesinum is the source of this 1017-nucleotide messenger RNA. RefSeq names its product NADP-dependent oxidoreductase. The record is from RefSeq and is a predicted model, not a curated record. NCBI's taxonomy places the organism in Eukaryota, Fungi, Ascomycota, Eurotiomycetes, Eurotiales, Aspergillaceae. The coding region runs from base 1 to 1017 and encodes 338 amino acids. Gene Ontology annotation, molecular function: oxidoreductase activity. The transcript has a single exon.
AUGCAAGCCGUCCGCCUCCACCCUGCUCCGUCCCAAGCCACACCCUAUUCACCAUCCAACCCGGCGCCAUCUACGGCCCUCCGGCUAGAUCGUGAUGUCCCCAUCCCGGUGCCCUCCGCACCCGGGGAGCUUCUCAUCCGCGUCAAAGCCACAACCGUCAUUCGGGAUAUGCUUAACUGGCCCGAAACCUACUCGCACGACUACGCCAUCCUAGGCAACGACGUCGCCGGCAUUGUGACAGAGGUCUUCUCGUCAGCGAGCAAGUUCAAGCCCGGCGACGAGGUCUUCGGCAUGGUAAACACCGACCGUGCUGCUACGUGGGCUGAAUACACCAUCGCGAAAGAAGAUGAAGUAACGCUGAAACCAGCCACAUUGACGUUCGCCCAGGCCGCGGCGUUACCCCUCAGCGCGCAAACCGCCUACGAGGCCCUCUUCGAGCACGCGCGGAUUCCCCAGCCCACAGUGAAGCAGUCACUAUCCCAGCAUGCGACGACGAAACCCGGUCGCUUGCUAAUUACCGGUGCUGCAGGCGCGGUGGGCAUCUAUCUCGUGCAGCUUGCGGCAGCGGCAGGGGUACGUGUUGUCGCCGCUAGCAGCUCGAAUGCGCGCAAUAGAGAGUUCCUCCAGGGCCUAGGGGCUGACGAGGUCGUGGAGUAUAGUAUGCUAGAUGCAUAUAUGGGCCAAUUCGAUGCAAUUAUUGAUUCGGCCGGCGGAGAGGUGUUAGCGAAAUGUUGGAAUUAUGUCUCGGAUACAGGAGUGUUGAUUUCAGUCGAUUCAGCGAGCUUCAACUUCGUAGAGGAACAUAGAAUACGUGGGUUACGGAAAACGGGGGUGCAUGCUCUGUUCUUCAUCGUGAAGGGCAGUCCGGAUGCUUUGCGCUACAUUGCUCAACUGGCGGGUGCCGGGGCCGUCCGGUCAUUCGUGGCGGACAUAUACCCACUUGCAAGGGCCCGUGAGGCAUAUGAUCUUGCGAAUAGAAGGUUGUACGGGCGGGGGAAGGUCAUCCUUACUAUAUGA